This is a messenger RNA of Dipodomys spectabilis (banner-tailed kangaroo rat), 974 nucleotides long. RefSeq names its product CCAAT enhancer binding protein delta (gene Cebpd). NCBI's taxonomy places the organism in Eukaryota, Metazoa, Chordata, Mammalia, Rodentia, Heteromyidae. The record is from RefSeq and is a predicted model, not a curated record. The transcript has a single exon. Gene Ontology annotation, biological process: regulation of cell differentiation; regulation of transcription by RNA polymerase II; DNA-templated transcription. The coding region runs from base 74 to 895 and encodes 273 amino acids. Gene Ontology annotation, molecular function: DNA-binding transcription factor activity, RNA polymerase II-specific; RNA polymerase II cis-regulatory region sequence-specific DNA binding.
GAAAAGGCGGCGGCGGGGCCCAGCCCCGCGGGGUGACAGCCGCGGUCGGACGCACAGCCUGUCCGACGCCGCCAUGAGCGCCGCGCUCUUCAGCCUGGACGGCCCGGCGCGUGGCGCGCCCUGGCCUGCCGAGUGCGGGCCUUUCUACGAGCCGGGCCGGGCGGGCAAGCCGGGCCGCGGGCCCGAGCCAGGGGCCCCGGGGGAGCCGGGAGCCUCCGCCCCCGCCAUGUACGACGACGAGAGUGCCAUCGACUUCAGCGCUUACAUCGACUCCAUGGCCGCCGUGCCUACCCUGGAGCUGUGCCACGACGAGCUCUUCGCUGACCUCUUCAACAGCAACCACAAGGCGGGCGUCGCGGGCGUCGCGGGCGCCCUGGAGCUGCUGCCCGGCGGCCCCGCGCGGCCCCUGAGCGCCGGCCCCGCCGUCCCGCGUCCGCUCAAGCGGGAGCCCGACUGGGGCGACAGCGACGCGCGGGGCUCGCUGCUGCCCGCGCAGGUAGCCGCGUGCGCGCAGACCGUGGUGAGCUUGGCCGCCGCCGCCGCGCAGCCCACGCCGCCCACGUCGCCCGAGCCGCCGCGGGGUAGCCCGGGACCGAGCCCCGCGCCCGGCGCCGCCCGGGAAAAAGGAGCGGGCAAGAGGGGCCCGGACCGCGGCAGCCCCGAGUACCGACAGCGGCGGGAGCGCAACAACAUCGCCGUGCGCAAGAGCCGCGACAAGGCCAAGCGGCGCAACCAGGAGAUGCAGCAGAAGCUGGUGGAGCUGUCGGCCGAGAAUGAGAAGCUGCACCAGCGCGUGGAGCAGCUCACGCGGGACCUCGCCGGGCUCCGGCAGUUCUUCAAGCAGCUGCCCAGCUCGCCCUUCCUGCCGCCCCCCGGCGCCGCCGACUGCCGGUAACGCGCGGCCCGCCGGCAGAGACUCACCAACGACCGAUACCUCAGACUCGACGGCCGGAGCCCCGCGCGCGCGCCCGCCC